Molecule: messenger RNA, 1915 nt
Organism: Aspergillus ochraceoroseus IBT 24754
Lineage: Eukaryota; Fungi; Ascomycota; Eurotiomycetes; Eurotiales; Aspergillaceae
Exons: 5
Coding region: 53-1915 (620 amino acids)
Source: RefSeq, a predicted model, not a curated record
CGGAUUUCCUGCAACUCCCGCCAAACCCUCACACCCAAGCACCAAUCGGCCAAUGCCUCCCAGACUCCGCGGCUCGCUCGCAAAGAGCCUGCCGCAUACAGGGGACGCAAAGAACCUCUUCUACUGCCCCUCGUGCGCCGUUCGACAGCGAUCAUCAUCAUCAUCAUCAUCAUCAUCCUCGCUCCCCACGCGUCGGGUCUCUUCUCGCACACAACCACAUCUGCAAUCUUCUCGGAGCCGCCGUCUCUUUUCCACCGCCUCGCCUGUCCCGCAUACCGCGCGCCAUGUGCCGCCGCGCCUGAGGACCCUGUAUGAGUCUCUUGCGCGGAUCCAAGAUGUUGCUACGGAGCAGGUGAAUCUGAGCCGGUUGCAGUUGGCUCUGCGGGGGUUGGAGUCGGAGGAGCCGUUGAUUCGAGUUGCGGUUCUCGGGUUGAAUGAUGUGGCUGCGGCGAGGAAGCUCGUGCGUCUUUUACUUGCGGAUCCGUUGAAGGGGAGAGAGGACUGGGAGGAUGUUAUAGAUGUGAAGGGGGGCAUGGAAGGGUUGGAGUUGGAUAUGGAUAUGGAUUUAGAGAGGGGGUUGUUGAUUCGAUACGGCCAAGUCUCAGAAUCUAUCCCGAAUAAUCUUCUACCUACCAUUUCGGUGCCGUCGUCUAUUUUGGAAAAGGGCAAUUUGGAAAUCCUGGUUACGAGUUUAGGCGCUGGGGCCGAUAUAUCCGGUGCGCAAUUGACUGCGGAUACGUUUCUUGUGCCGACGGUGACGAUUCAGACUUCGCACUCCGGGCGACAUAAUAUGGUGCGAUAUCCUGUUCACCGGAGCAUCGUGUGCGCUUCCGGGGUCGAUGGGCUACUUGCGUACAGUGGGUUGAUUGCUCGAUCCGAUCUCAAGAAGGAGGCGGAUUCGGUCUACGCUGCUGUUGAGAUGGCCGUCUCCAGGCCGCAGGCCAACAAUGAUCGGAUUGCGUUUGUGGAUACGAGGAAGGCGGAUGAGGCUUUGGCGAAGUUCCGUGAGUCCGUGCAGAAUGCGACUCUGUACGAGCGUGGGUGGAAUAGUAGUGGGGUGCAGCCGGUGGUGGAAUGGCUGUCGUCUUUGCGGGCUAAGGAAGGGUCUCUCGAUGUCUCCUUGAGAUCGUUGAUUACAUCGCUCAUCGAUACGGCAGAGCAAGGGGUAGCCUUUGAAGAAGCAAGAAAGGCCCAGGAACUAGAGGCCGCGUCUGUGUCGGAGGCAGCUCGGGAAAGCAUGGAUCGGUCCGUGUCGACUUGGGCCGAGAGGGCUCAUACGGAGCUCCGGAGCGCGCUUGAAGAAGGCUUCGCCAGUAAGUCGUGGAGCGGUCUGGCAUGGUGGAAGCUGUUCUGGCGGGUCGAUGAUGUGGGCAUGAUCACGUCUGAGAUUCUGGAGAAGAAAUACCUCUGCCGGGCUGAGAAGGAGGUCAUCUGGACCGCUGGUCAGCUCGAACAGGCCGGUCUGCAGAAACAACAGACCACUCCCAAGGAGGAAGAAGCGCAGUGGCCGACCCAAAUCACCAAGAGUCGCGCGCGCCUCCUGGAAACUACAGUGCCUUCGCUGCAGGCAUUGGCACAGCGACUCGUCCUUUUCAGCCUGUCGACGACCACACUGACCUCCGCGCUUUCCGCACUGACAUACGUUUCUGUACCAACAGCCUCCGUCUACGAGGCAUGCACGAUCACGGCGGUCGGACUAAUCUACUCCCUACGCCGGCAGCAGCGGAAAUGGGAAGCGGCCCGCGGGUUCUGGGAGGAAGAGGUACUGGAGGACGGCCGGAGAUCUCUCCUGGAGACGGAAGACCAGCUGCGCAUCGCCGUGCGCGAGGGCGGAAGACCUGAGGUUGCAGUGUCGCAAAGUGACGCGCGAAUGGCCAUCACGGCAGCCAGAGAAGCGCUGGAAGAUGUACACUAA